This is a messenger RNA of Pocillopora verrucosa, 1934 nucleotides long. RefSeq names its product cytosolic carboxypeptidase 6. The record is from RefSeq and is a predicted model, not a curated record. Gene Ontology annotation, molecular function: zinc ion binding; metallocarboxypeptidase activity. Gene Ontology annotation, biological process: proteolysis; protein side chain deglutamylation. Lineage: Eukaryota; Metazoa; Cnidaria; Anthozoa; Scleractinia; Pocilloporidae.
UCUUACCGGCAUAUUCAAGAUGGCGUCUCGCAGCGAAAGUCAAGAAAGCGGUGUGAACGAAGAUUUGGAUUCUGCAAAUAUCGUCAAGGUGGACGAACCUGUGGGUAACCUAUCUAAAUACUAUGCCUUACCUCCUGGCUUUUCAGGAACGCCUAAAAAGGGGCACUUGAUGUUCGAUGCUUGUUUUGAAAGUGGAAAUCUCGGCAGAGUCGACUACAUUACGGAAUUCGAGUACGAUUUGUUUAUUCGCCCGGACACCUGCAAUCCUCGGUUUCGCGUCUGGUUUAAUUUCACUGUGGAGAACACAGCACCUUAUCAGCGUGUCAUAUUCAAUGUCGUGAAUUUCAGCAAGACCAAGAGCUUGUAUCGCGAAGGAAUGACUCCACUUGUUAAGUCUUCCAGUCGUCCAAAGUGGCAGAGAAUUCCUGCUAAGAAUUGCUUCUACUAUCGUUGCCCUGACCACAGAAAAAACUAUGUACUCUCAUUUGCGUUUGCCUUCGAUAAUGACACGGAUGUUUAUCAGUUUGCCUACUGCUUCCCUUACACUUACUCUCGUCUGCAAACCUUCCUUGAGGAACUCGAUAAAAAAAACAUGGCGUGUUACAGAAGAGAGCUACUUUGUUUGACGGUUCAGCAGCGCAGAGUUGAUUUGCUGACAGUUACUUCCCCAGAAAACAUGAAAGAUGAUCUCAAAAAGAGGGUAAUUUUUAUCACAGCAAGGAUUCAUCCAGGUGAAACUCCGUCGUCCUAUGUCUGUCAAGGUGUCAUUGAUUUCCUUGUCAGUAGCCAUCCAGUAGCCAAAGUGUUGAGAGACUACCUGGUAUUUAAGAUAGUGCCCAUGUUAAACCCUGACGGCGUCGUCUUGGGUAACUACCGCUGCUCCCUGAUGGGGUUUGAUCUGAAUCGCCAUUGGCAGGAGCCGUCACCGUGGGCUCACCCCACUCUAGUAGCUUGUAAGAACCACUUAAUGCAGCUGGAUGAAGAUGAAAAUGUCCAUCUUGACUUUUAUAUCGAUAUCCACGCGCAUUCCACUAUGAUGAAUGGUUUCAUGUACGGGAAUAUUUACGACGAGGAGGAACGAUUUGAAAGGCAAGCUGUUUAUCCGAGACUUCUAUGCGCGAACGCGGAAGACUUUUCCAUGUCCAACACAUCAUUUAACAAAGAUGCUGUGAAAGCUGGUACUGGGCGACGUUUUCUUGGCAGCUGCUUAGACCCAAAGACUCAUUGCUACACGUUGGAAGUGUCGUUUUUCAGCUACAAUACAGCUGUUUCACAAGGAAUGUCGCCAUACACCGAAGAAGGGUAUUUCAAACUUGGCCGUAACGUAGCGCGUACCUUCCUCGACUAUUACAAACUAAAUUCGCUAGUGGUACCCACGAAGAAAAAUGUUUCAAAAUCCUCACAGAGAAAGGAUUCUAAUGGUGAUGGGAAACAGAGAUUGUCUGGCAGAAGUGACUACAGUGGGAAGCUGUGAAUUAAAAAGUAUUCAAAGUUUUUAAUAUCGUGUCAUAAACUGAGAGAAUGUUAGACCAAAAAGUGACGUUUUGAAAGGCUCUGCGUUGUGACUCACAAUAACUUCAAAGCUCAGAUAGAUUUUUAGGGAAAAAAGUUAGAGUAGUUGUAUAUUAAUAGUUUAUUAUUUAUUGUGAUGAUUCAAUCACAAAUGCGGAAAGAUUACAUUUUUUGUCUUUUUGCAGCAAGCAUUUUUCCUUUACAUUGUCAAAUUGAAAUGUGUUGUUUUAACAACUAAGGAUUUUGCCAGGGUUAUGGUAUUCAAGGUUAAUUCGCUGCUGGCGAAGGUAAGAUGCAUCCCACCAGUCAUAACUUGCCUGUAAAAGUUUUCUUUUUCCGUGGCAAAGACCCACAUUAUAUUUAUGUUCCGAGAAAUUAAUGACGUAAAUAAAGGUAGCCCGCGUUUAGCCGUACCCUCCUCC